Messenger RNA from Crotalus tigris (Tiger rattlesnake), 3969 nucleotides. It is a transcript of the gene TINAGL1, whose product is annotated as tubulointerstitial nephritis antigen like 1. Gene Ontology annotation, cellular component: lysosome. Gene Ontology annotation, biological process: proteolysis. The record is from RefSeq and is a predicted model, not a curated record. Gene Ontology annotation, molecular function: peptidase inhibitor activity; cysteine-type peptidase activity. Bases 246 to 1640 code for a protein of 464 amino acids. Lineage: Eukaryota; Metazoa; Chordata; Lepidosauria; Squamata; Viperidae. The transcript is spliced from 12 exons.
CCCGCCAGCCCUACCUGACUCCCUCGCUCGGGGCUCCGGAGUAGGCAGGAAGGGAGGGCCCGAGGGAGGGGAGGUGGGCUGGGAGUCCCCGGCUCCAUAUAAGGACGAGGGCCGGGACGGCGAGGGGAGAGGGACGCGCGCCUGCGACGCCUGACUUUGGCCCGAGCAGAGGCGGAGAGACCGGCCGCUCCGUUUGCGCAAAGGCGCGCCAGAACCUCUGAGAUUCAGUCGCUCAGAAGGACACCAUGAAAAGCUGGAUUCUUCUGUGCACCUUGCUGUUCCUGGGCGAGACUCUUCCUGCCCGGGUGCAUCGUACGCGGAGGGAACUGGCACCCGGAUUGCACGAACAGGGGAUACGGGAUGCAGAAGGCUCGUACUGUGGCCGGCAGGAUGCGUGUUGUCGCGGGAGGGAUGAUGCCUGCACCAUCCCCUACUUUGAUACCCUUUGCUACUGUGACCUCUUCUGCAACCGAACCAUCUCUGACUGUUGCCCUGAUUUUUGGGAAUACUGUUUGGGCAUUCAACCACCGUAUUCACAGCAGAAAGACUGCAUUCGCAAUGGUGUCAAGUUCCACCCUGGAGCAACUUACCGGGAUAAUUGCAACCUCUGUACUUGCAACGGACACGGCAAAUGGGAGUGUGAAAGCCACGUCUGCCUUAUCAGUGGGGACAUGAUCGAUGCCGUCAACAGAGGGAAUUAUGGCUGGAGAGCUUCCAACUACAGCCAGUUCUGGGGGAUGUCACUGGAAGAAGGGAUUCGGUACCGUCUUGGUACCAUCAAGCCUCCGACCUCUGUCAUGAAUAUGAAUGAGCUUCAAAUCAACAUGGCCACCAACGAAGUGCUGCCUUCUCAUUUCAAUGCUGCCGACAAGUGGUCUGGAAUGAUCCAUGAGCCGCUCGAUCAAGGCAACUGUGCGGGAUCCUGGGCCUUUUCCACAGCAGCGGUGGCUUCUGACCGGAUCUCCAUCCAUUCCAUGGGACACAUGAAACCUGCCUUGUCCCCCCAGAACCUGUUGUCUUGCAACACUCGGCACCAACAAGGCUGCAAUGGAGGCCGUGUGGACGGAGCCUGGUGGUUCCUGCGCAGGAAGGGGGUGGUGACUGAGGAAUGCUACCCGUUCACCAGCCAGGAGAGCUCCUUCACCAGCCCACCUUGCAUGAUGCACACCCGCUCCGCUGGCCGGGGGAAGAGACAAGCCACAGCACGUUGCCCCAACUCACAGACGGACUCCAACGAGAUUUACCAAUCCACGCCUGCAUAUCGUCUCUCCUCAAAUGAGAAGGAGAUCAUGAAGGAGUUAAUGGAAAAUGGACCUCUGCAAGCCAUCAUGGAAGUGCAUGAAGACUUCUUUGUAUAUCAGAGUGGGAUUUAUCAGCAUACUCCUGUAGCCGCUGGGAAGCCAGAACAGUACCGACGACAUGGUACCCAUUCCGUCAAAAUCACUGGAUGGGGAGAAGAACGGAAGCUGGAUGGGUCAAAUCGGAAAUAUUGGAUUGCAGCCAACUCCUGGGGCAAGGCGUGGGGUGAGCACGGCUACUUCCGCAUUGCCAGAGGGACCAAUGAGUGCGAGAUUGAAUCCUUCGUGGUGGGUGUCUGGGGCCGGGUUGGAAUGGAAGAUAUGCACCACCACAAGAAAUGAGGAGACUGGAUUCUGCAGCCUUGCAUUAUGAUACCAUGAAGAACGUCUUUCCUUCUGUUGGCCCUAUGUUUUCUUCUUCUCCUCCUCCUCAAAGCAUCUGGUAUCUAGAACAGUCACAGAACGUAACGACUAUGGGUUUGGCCUCCAAAGACAGCAGCCUUUGUCGUUGUUCUGGGGAAGCCUAGAACCCUCACGUGGAUUUUGGACCCAGAAAGUUCUUCCUCAGGUGGUGGGGGAAAAAAAACCCUGAGAACUUCUGGAAUGACUACCAAAAUGCCUGCAGUUUCUUGAAAGGGACCAAGAGAAGACACCCAAUUUUGUUCUGCAUGGCUCAGGUGCUCACAACCAGAGUGAUCCUGGAGAUAUCAGAAGCAAACCUUGCCAGGAUUCUCUACCAAGGAUGGAAAGUUGCAGGUGAUCUGAAGUAACUUUCUGACUGGGAGACCAACCAACAUUUUUGGGGUUUUUUUUUUUUUAGUGCUUUCUGUGAUUCCACUUGACAGAACCUUCUUGGAAGUGAUGACAUCUCUGGUCUGACCUUCCCCAGAGGCAACCGUGGUAAAAUAAAGAGUUGUCAUCUUCUUGGGCCAAAUUUUCAAACAUCUCAGGUAGUACAUCUACAGACGAGUGGAUUUCUGAUCCUAGCAGGCAUGUGUGUAGCAAUGGCCGCUGUCUCCAAAAUGGCGGGCACAACUAGAUAAAAGUAACCUUGCCUCAUUUUAUGUGUACUAAGUUCUCAAGAAUAGCUAUGUAGGCUGAAAUCGACCCAUUUGGAGAGAGACCAGAUUGGGGGAGACAGGCUUGAUUUUGAUUCCCCACCAUUGUGUUACAAGUUCUUUCUUGCCCAUCUUAUCUUAGAACCUAGAAUCACAGAGCUUAGAGGUCUUCUAAUUUAAUCUCUGCUCAAGGCAAUAAUCCAAGUAAUCGAAGUGAAGUAAGUAUCUGAGAUACCUUUUAGGCAACACCAGCCUUUCUCCAACAGUCCUCUUCAGAUAUGUUGGGCUUCUGAGCCCCAUAACUUUUAACGUGGCCAUCUAUGGACGUGAAGGCACAAAUCUCUGGAGAGCACCAGGAUGAGGUCAAGCUGCCUUGUGUGUCCACCACAAUGGAAGGAGGACUUCCUGUGUUUCUUAAGCUUCCUUGUUCAGCCCACCGUGAGGUGUUGCUGCUCCGAAAACAAUGCAAUUCCAUCACGGUAUUGGCAGCUGAGUGGAAAGUCCCUCAGUUGACUUUCCAAGGACAAGCUGAAGUCAGCCCCCAGGCCAGCUGUUUUAGGCCCAUCUAAACUGGAAAAUAGGAGGGAAUUGUUUUCCUUCUGUCUCCUCUGCCUGGGUUCAACUCCCAUGGAUUUUUUUUUUCCAGUUCCCUGCCGCACAGCCAAACACCAACUUUUGCUCACUUCAAUGAUCUGGUGCACCAUCCCGGCACUGAUCCACAGUGAAAACUUUUAUCCUCCUGCCUGAAGCCACUCUUGGUCUACUGCCUUUCCUCUCUUUCUGUCUCUCUCUCUCUUUUGGCUUUUGAUGCCUGUCUUUGCACCUUCCGCGCCGGGCGUGAGACUCUCUCGCUGCUAAGCCUUCCUUGGCUUAUGGGCCCUUUGUUGAGAACUUAAGGCUGUUGAAAGGGAAGGCCCUCGGCCAGCUAGGCAGGCUGGUUUUGUCCCAUUCUGCAAGCUUUGCAGGCGCCAAUGUCAACACCGAACGGCUGUCAUUUGUGUGAAAGAAGCGGAAAAAAGCGCAUUAGAAGGCGCGUGUUCACGCAUGACCGAGGCGGGGAGCUUUGGAAGAAGUGCCUGUGUUAGCAGCCCUUCCAUGGAGCCGGAAAACUCUUUUAUGUGAGGAUGAAGGGAGAAAGUGGAGCUUCCUCUCCUAAUACCUGAUCAAAGCAGAGAUUAGGGGAAUCUCAGCCUAGUUGUCCUGGUGGGGGGGAAAGGAACGGACAAGUCAAGGCUGCAAUUAGAAGCUGGUCUGAAGGGCUGCUUAGCUGCAUGCAUUUGAAAAAAAAAGAAGAAGAACUUGAUGCUUUCAACUUAGUUACUGAAAACACCCAUUUUAUGGAUUGGAACAAUAGGUGGAAAGCCCACAGGCUGGAUUUGCACCCUAUGCUAAGAACAAUAUCAAAUGAAAAACAAAUCCAAUGAAGCAUGAUCCAUAAAAUGCAGCUGCUGGAUUUGUAACAGAUCUGCUGAAGCAUAAUUGUGGAAGCCGAGGUAGAAAAUUAGCUUUUCAGGCUGAGCUUGAAUCUGUCCUGUUCUAGUAUAUAGCUUUUUCCAGUGAGGGGCGUUUUUAUGACUUUAAAAAAAAAAAAAACAUUGUUUCAUCUAAUUGGC